Thlaspi arvense is the source of this 666-nucleotide messenger RNA. The record is from the annotation of a GenBank genome assembly. NCBI's taxonomy places the organism in Eukaryota, Viridiplantae, Streptophyta, Magnoliopsida, Brassicales, Brassicaceae.
GAAAAAAACUCAUCCGCAAUUUCAUCAGCCAUGUCGUACGAUUACCUCUUCAAGUACAUAAUCAUCGGUGACACAGGUGUGGGAAAAUCGUGCCUGCUUCUGCAAUUUACUGACAAGAGGUUCCAACCAGUCCACGAUCUCACCAUUGGUGUCGAGUUUGGUGCCCGGAUGGUCACCGUCGAUGGACGCCCCAUCAAGCUGCAAAUUUGGGAUACCGCUGGACAAGAAUCGUUUAGAUCCAUCACCAGAUCAUACUACAGAGGAGCAGCCGGAGCUUUACUGGUUUACGACAUUACCAGGAGAGAGACGUUUAACCAUCUGGCGAGCUGGUUAGAGGAUGCUCGGCAACAUGCAAAUCCUAACAUGAGUAUUAUGCUGAUUGGGAACAAAUGCGAUCUUGCUCACAAGAGAGCUGUUAGCAAAGAGGAGGGAGAACAGUUUGCCAAAGAACAUGGACUGUUGUUCUUAGAAGCAUCUGCAAGAACGGCUCAAAACGUUGAGGAGGCCUUCAUAAAGACUGCAGCAAAGAUCCUCCAGAACAUUCAGGAAGGCGUCUUUGAUGUAUCCAACGAGUCAUCAGGCAUUAAGGUCGGCUACGGGCGUCCUCAAGGUGCAGCUGGAGGAAGAGAUGGUGCGAUCUCACAGGGAGGUGGCUGUUGUGGUUAA